Messenger RNA from Coturnix japonica (Japanese quail), 3967 nucleotides. RefSeq names its product sphingosine-1-phosphate receptor 3 (gene S1PR3). The record is from RefSeq and is a predicted model, not a curated record. NCBI's taxonomy places the organism in Eukaryota, Metazoa, Chordata, Aves, Galliformes, Phasianidae. Gene Ontology annotation, biological process: G protein-coupled receptor signaling pathway. Gene Ontology annotation, cellular component: membrane. Gene Ontology annotation, molecular function: sphingosine-1-phosphate receptor activity.
GUUGAGGAGGGGGCCGGCCGGCCGGGGCGGCUCCGGCGGGGAGCGGCAGCGGGCCAGGGCUGCCGCCAUCUCAACCCGGCCAUCUCAGCCCGGCCCGGCCCAGCACAGCCCGCGAGCUCGGGAGCCACUGCCGCUGAGCUUCCGGGGAGGGUGCCGAUCAGUACCCGCAGGUACUCUGUUCCCCGAGGGACGGCCUCUGCCCAGAGUCCUUGCUGCAGCGGGUGAGUGCUGUGAGUCCCCUGUCCCGCCGCCAGGGAGCUACUAUUCGGGGCUGGAAAGUUGCAGAGGGCGGCGAGCCCGGGAUGCGGCGAAGGGCUGCGGAGCUAACAUGAUUUCUUAGCUGCUUUCCCAAAUUAACAUGAGAGAGUCGCUGGAUCUGGGAAUAUCCACUGCCUGCCCAGAGGAGUACUUGGAGGAUUGUGGCUUGAUCUCCCUCUGGUGGAAAAUUACUGGAACUAAAUUCUUGUGACGUUAAAGAAGACACAUCCAAUAGCAACUAAUAAACUAUGUCAACAGUUACUGUGAUACCUGCUGCUGUUGUUGGUACUGAAGGAAAUGAGGAAAUGGACUCUCUGAUUGUACUGCAUUAUAAUUACACAGGAAAGCUUAUUCUGAAGGAAAAGGCAACUGAUAACAUAGACCUUACAACUGUUGCAUUUCUGAUCCUGUGUAGUUUCAUAGUCCUGGAAAAUCUGAUGGUGUUGAUUGCCAUUUGGAAAAACAAUAAAUUUCACAACCGCAUGUACUUUUUCAUUGGCAAUCUAGCUCUCUGUGAUCUUUUGGCUGGGAUUGUUUACAAAGUAAAUAUUCUUAUGUCUGGGAAGAAAACACUGAGCUUGUCCUCCACAAUCUGGUUUAUUAGGGAAGGCAGUAUGUUUGUUGCGUUAGGAGCCUCCACCUUCAGCUUAUUAGCAAUAGCUAUUGAACGACACUUGACAAUGAUUAAGAUGAGGCCUUACGAUGCAAAUAAAAAAUACAGGGUGUUCCUUCUCAUUGGAACCUGCUGGCUUAUUUCAAUCUCUUUGGGUGCCUUGCCCAUCCUUGGCUGGAACUGUAUAAACAACUUGCCAGAUUGCUCAACGAUUUUGCCUCUUUACUCCAAGAAGUAUGUUGUAUUCUGCAUUAGUAUCUUCAUAGCCAUUCUGGUAGCCAUUGUUAUCCUUUAUGCACGCAUCUACAUCCUGGUAAAGUCCAGCAGCCGUAAUGUCACUAACCAUAACAACUCAGAGCGGUCCAUGGCACUCCUUAGGACUGUUGUGAUUGUUGUUAGUGUCUUCAUUGCCUGUUGGUCACCAUUGUUCAUUUUGUUCCUUAUUGAUGUGGCCUGCCAAGUUAGGGAGUGCUCUGUUCUGUUCAAAGCCAACUGGUUUAUAGCUCUAGCCGUCAUCAAUUCUGCAAUGAAUCCUAUAAUCUAUACUUUGGCUAGUAAGGAAAUGCGUCGAGCUUUCUUUCGACUUGUUUGUGGGUGCCUGGUGAGAUCCAGGGCAGCCAGAUCUCUGUCUAUCCAGCCCACACCAGAUCACAGCCGAAGUAAAUCCAGCAGCAGCAACACCCCGAAGCCAAAGGAUGAUUUCCCGCAGAUGAGCAUUCCCUCAUGUGUUAAUGAGAAACAUGAGUCUUCAUUUUACAAUGGAAGCUUCUGUAAGUAAAGUAUUCCUCAAGACAAGGACCUUUCUGUGGCUUAGAAUUAAACUACAAGUGUAGUUUAAGUAUUUGUGCACUUGAAUUGUAGGGGGAAACACUAAAUUAUUUAAGGACUUCAUCAUCAUCAGUUUGCUUUGCAUGUCUUUCAGUAAGGCAUCUGAUUGAGAAAAGACUUUUCAUGGUACUCAGCAGUCAGUACAGUGACCAUGCACAUCUGCUGACAUUGUGACUGCGAUGGCAUUACAUUGUGAAGCUGUGUUUGAUGCCACCUGAUCCUUCAGGACAUCAGUAAAACCUGUUACAUUCAUUAAAUGUUCACAAAAUAAGUAAAACUUCAGCAUUCACUAAAUGCUGCUGAUAAUGAAAAAAAAACGAGUCUGAUUUUUGCUGACUCAGAGAAAAGCUCAUUCCAAAUACUGGGGAUUAUAAUUCUCUGUAUCUUGCUGUUACAUUAAAGGCCUUGCUAGUAUGUGAUAUAAAUAGAUGUAUAUUUUUUACAAUACCAUAUUAAAAAGUCAUUGAAUGGUUAGAGUUAACUGUAUUUUAAACAUAUUGUAGUAUAGAGUAUAAGGUGACAAAUUAUAGUGAUAGAUGUGUUCCAAAGGGGAUUUUUAAAAUACAUGAAGUAGUAGCUUUUACUGACAAACUUCAAUGCCAUAUCAAUGCAGUAUUUUAUGUUUCCACUGUUACUCAAACUUUUCAUGUUUAGUGAAAGACAACAUGACAGUUGUCACUGUGACAUUUCACAAUUUAUUUUAAGCACUCAGUAGUAAAUAACUAUUGUGAAAGUCUAUAUAUGUUUGCUGUUUAAAUCAGCUAAAUUGUGAACCAACCAUAAACAUAUCAAGUGUGUGUAAUAGUUCAAUGUGUAUGCUUUUACUUACUAUUUUUAGUGUAUUUAAAAAUGCAUGUAAAACCUAUAUAAACCUAUGUACCUUGUGAAUGUGCUACCUAAACUGCUUCAGUUCUGAAGCACAGAUGUAUCAUUUCAGAGACAGUGAACCACAACCUGGUUCUUGUGGAGUUCCUUGUUCUCCCUCUGGGCGCUACCACAGCAUGGGAUUGUGAAAUAAAUUCUCCCUGGGAAGAGGCCCCACCAGUAGGAUGAAAUUUCUGGCAGUGGGACAUCGUGUUUCUGUUGUCUCUGAACACCUUUGUGGAUGCAGGAGGGAAGAUGCAGUACAAGAGUCAUGCUGAACGGCAUCACUCAAUUUAUACCAGACCCUGCCUUGGAUCUGGAAUGAGGGCCCACUCAGUUCAGAAGACCUUCCAAAUUUGCAGGAGCGUUAGAAUCAUCUUUCUGAGGGGAUGGUCCAGAGAAACCUCUAUGAAAACAGUAGGCCUUGCCAGACUUGGUGUAGGAUGCUGUUUGGCAUCACUAAGACCUAGAGUACAUAGGACUUAAUAGGCGUAAGUUUAUGUGGCCUGUGGUACUUCUAUCCAGGUAGUUUACAGCUAGAGGCUUUGCUGUAGGCUUUCCCUUCAGUGGAAGGGAAAUACUUUACUUUUCAGUGAAAACAUCUAAUUUUCUUGGGCUCUUUCAAAGAUUCCUGUUUAAUGUCUCAAACCACACUUCACCUUAAUCACUAUCAGAGAGGUUGAGGCUUUUUUAAUUAAUAACUUGUAGGACCUCAUCCUUAGCUUGAGUCUGAUCUUCAUCUUUCUCAACAGCAUUAAGACUCUUUCCAAGCAUGUAUAGUGUGCAAGUGAUGUAACGUGUGUCGCAAAUGCCUUUAAAAUAUAGAGGUUUGCAUUGUGAUUAUCUUUACAAGUUAGCAGUGAUGUUUUCUUGUUGUUAAUAAAGUGUAAGAACAAGGAAGAAUAUAGACUGCAUUUGAACAAAAUGUGAAAGAGAAUACUAAGUAUGAAUAACUUCUACCAAAAUGAUAUAACACAGGGCAUAUGCAGAGAAAGAACCAGCUAAACAAACCUUACCAUGAAUAGGAGCAUUAACUGCAGAUAUGGGUGAGGUCAGCAGCUCUGUAGGUUUUCUAGAAAUAGAACUAAUAUCACUGUUUUGUUGUGGCAUAAGUUUUUAGGUGCUAUAGUGCUAUUUGUGUGUAUUUUCAGUGUUGAAGAUCUGCCUUGAAGUUGCCUGUUUGGAAACUGCCUGCUAAAAUGUUAAUGUGCUCCUAAGUGCUAGCUUAUGAAGUGUCCACAUGUAACAUUUCUUGCUUUUUAUAAAUGAAAAAGGCUGAAAAGACAAGACAGCUGAUGGAGAAAAUGUUGUUGUUCCACACCAAUGCUCACGUUGUGUUAUGAUGUUACAUGAUAUUCCAUAUUUAGGUGAAAAAUAAAUAUUGCAGUAGCCAAAAUCUAGAAA